CUGACGUUCAUUGCUGGCAUUGCUUUGUUUAUUGACGCAGUUGGUGUUGUUCGAUAGAUUAAUUUGAAAGUUUUUCAAAGUUCUUUAAGAAAAAUAAGGAAUUAAUUUCUCAAAAAUGCCUUUAACUGCGGAGCAGGCAAUGCUCCAAGUGCAGGAGCGUCUGCGUUCCCUCAAAUCUUUGAUAGUGGAAAUCGAUGCUGAACGCAAAAGGAACGAACCCAACAUCGUCAACACGAUCCGAUUGGCCAAAAUGUCCAGCGACGAGAAAUCUGCGGCAGUAAACCACAAAUUGAAAGCUCUGUACAAAACCGGUAUCCAGGAUGCGAUUCAAGAGGAGAAUUUGAUCCGCCAAGCUCUGGCCAAGAUUCAGGAUAUCCGGAACAUACGGAACGAACGAAGAAUCCAGGCAAGGAAUGCCGGGAACAAGGAAACCAUUCGACGAGGAGCCCUGAUGAAGAUGUUGCAAAUAUCGGCCCAAACUCUGCCGCUGUUUGUGAGCAAGCCUGGAGAGAAGAUUCCUCCCUUGUGUGGUAGCAUUCCGGCCGACAAUAGUUACGUGGCUAAACCGGGGGACAUGGUGGCCGCUUUGGUGAAAGGUUUGGAAGACGAAGAGAAUUGGAUUCUGGCCGAGGUAGUCCAUUACAUUUCUUCGGCCAACAAGUACGAAGUGGACGACAUCGACGAAGAGCAGAAGGAUCGGCACAUCUUGAGCAAACGCCGGAUUGUUCCGUUGCCUUUGAUGAGAGCCAACCCGGAAACGGACGGUCAAGCACUGUUCCCGAAGGGAACAACCGUUAUGGCGCUGUAUCCCCAGACCACUUGUUUCUACAAGGCAGUCAUAAAUCAGCUUCCCCAGACGGCCAACGAAGAGUACGAAGUGCUGUUUGAGGAUCCGACCUAUGCCGAUGGUUAUUCUCCGCCUCUGUACGUGGCACAGCGGUACGUCAUUGCGAUCAAACAGAACAAGAAGGUCGGUGCCAGUUCCUGACAGUCUCAGCAGACAGCCACCACUACUUCUGCUGCAACGAAUUCUUCUGGAUCCACGGUUGGGUCAUCGACCAGUUCCGCACUGGCAGGGGCCUCCACCAAUAAUAAUGCCAUCUUAACGGGGGGAAGCUUCCCGUUAACAUCCGGUUGUUUUAUGCAAUCCAAGGAGGACAACUUGAUGGACGUGUUCAUGAUGGAUGAUCAGUUUCAAUAGCAACCAGAUAAUGCACAUAAUUUUAAAGCGGUAUUGAUAACAUUGCCAUGCACUUAUCUCUCAACUAUAUAUCCUUUACAAAUCGACUGCCGAUUAAAUACAACUAGAUCACCGUUUAUUACAUCAAAGCAUUGUAACCCCCAAGACACAAUUGUCUUCAUAACGCGUUAUACACUUAUCUCAAUCACCUCGAAUGAUGUGGUCGGAAUCAGGCGCUGCUACGAGGUGAUAGAAAUAAGGGAACAUAUAGCGUUAGGUACCUAAUGGUCAAAUAAACUACAUAAUCGUA
Aedes aegypti (yellow fever mosquito) is the source of this 1490-nucleotide messenger RNA. Its product is annotated as SAGA-associated factor 29. The coding region runs from base 116 to 988 and encodes 290 amino acids. The record is from RefSeq and is a predicted model, not a curated record. Gene Ontology annotation, cellular component: SAGA complex. Lineage: Eukaryota; Metazoa; Arthropoda; Insecta; Diptera; Culicidae. The transcript has a single exon.